AUGCCUCGCCCAGCAAUCAGAAGGCGGCAGGCCGUCGAAUCCGUGCCUUCUGCCAAUCCCAUCACCAACUUCACACGCGUUGCCAAGACGCAAACAUUGCCCGAUGCAGCCGCAAAAUCGGCCGUCGUCGUGGAAAUACCUGCUCCCAGCUCGUCACGCAAGAGGAAAGCAAGCUCCAUCGAACAGGACACCGACAGACGACUGGCACGACGCACUGUUUCUUUCCCUCCCAGCAGUGACGAAGACGAGAAGGAGCACACCUCCUCGAAGCGUCCAAGACGGGCCGGGCCAUCUGCCGCCGCGGAAUGCAUCCGAGUCUCUACCCCCAGCAAGGGAAAACACACGGCCAAGGCGACGCCGUCUAAGACAAGGACGGCCCACAGACCAAGCCAGUCCACCAUCAUCACCAAGGCCAUACAACAAGAGAAGAAGAUCCAAACCAAGAUUGACGUCCUCUACCAGAAAAAAGCCGACAGAGCCAAGGCCAACGGAGACGACAAGUCCCUGCCGCCGCAGCUGGUCGACCUGAUUGCCCUCAACAAGGCGUUCCUCAAGACCAUCAUGAUUCAGAUUUCCCACAGCGGCAGCACAGCGCCCAUUGACAUCAGGGUGAUUUCACCAAACGUCUCGCGAACAUGGGGGAAACGACAAGUCACCGUGGACGACAUCCGACGGUGCAUUGCGAUCCAGUCCCACGGCAGCGAGGACUCCGCAUCACCAUUCAUCAUCACCGACUACGGACGGGGAAGAGUCUGCGUCGAGCUGGCCCACGGCGUCUCGGCAGCGUCCAUCAAGGAAGACGUUUUAAACAGACAAUUCCAAGACAACAUCCGGGCUCUAUGUGCCGAAAAGGCCACGGACGAAAUGACAGACGUCCACGUCCCCCUGCAGAGCCUGUCCCUGUCCGACCUCCCCCAGGCCGCCAUCACCACCGUGGGCAACGGGCUCAAGGCGAACCCCCUCAUGGCCAAGGGCCAAAGCCUGCUCUCCGAGCUCAGGGGCGGCAUCGCAGCCAGGCAGCAGGAGAAGCGGGAAAAACAGCAGGCGCAGAAGCCCCCCUUGCUCAACCCCGACGGCACCAAGAUGAGUCUCCUCGACCGCCUCCGACACAAGCAGCUCGCCAGGGCGAACGAGCCCGUCCCGCCCUCCGGCCCCGAGCUCCAGCGACGCGCCGCCCUCAACCGCGUCGUCGACGUCGCCGCCACCAUCUCCAUGCUCAGCCUGUCGAACCCGCUGUCCCUCCCCCGGCAGGCCUUCGCCAUGCCCGCCAUAUCGGACAAGCUCAGGGACUCGCUGCGCGUCCCGCUCUCCGCCGAGGAGGGCGUCGCCUGCGUGCGGCUCAUUGCCACCGAAGUCGCGCCCGAGUGGCUGCGCAUCGUGGCCAUUGGCGGCCGAGAAAACGUCGUCAUCCAGCGGCACGGCCAGCCCGUCGAUCGAGUCAUCCGCGAGCGUGUGCAGAAACUGCUCGCUGCGUGA
Metarhizium brunneum ARSEF 3297 is the source of this 1476-nucleotide messenger RNA. RefSeq lists its product as uncharacterized. Lineage: Eukaryota; Fungi; Ascomycota; Sordariomycetes; Hypocreales; Clavicipitaceae. The record is from RefSeq and is a predicted model, not a curated record.